Halichondria panicea is the source of this 1084-nucleotide messenger RNA. RefSeq names its product ciliogenesis and planar polarity effector 2-like. The transcript is spliced from 8 exons. The record is from RefSeq and is a predicted model, not a curated record. Lineage: Eukaryota; Metazoa; Porifera; Demospongiae; Suberitida; Halichondriidae. The coding region runs from base 24 to 887 and encodes 287 amino acids. Gene Ontology annotation, molecular function: GTP binding; GTPase activity.
GCAUUUGCUUUUAUAAAUCGAAAAUGGAGAAUGCUGGCUCUUCGAAAGUUGGCUCUAGACCAGCCAGACGGGAGGCUUUUGUGGUGCAGCGUGACUGGCAGAAAACCUCUGAGGCAAGAGGGCUUAUCAAUGCUCUGUUGGGGAGAAACAAGAGAAAAUCGUUUGGUCUCCUCGAGAAGCCCCAGUUCGAGCAGGGUGGCAAGAUGUAUCCUGUUCUGUUCCGACGGUUGUUCCUAGUGGGCAAGUCUGGAGUGGGCAAGACCAGCACUGUGCACAAGCUAAUGGGCAGAGACAUCCCGUGUGUUCACGAGGAGACCCUCGGUAUUCAGACCACCGCUCUCUACUGGCCAGUGAUGUUGGAGGCGGACCAGAGGACGGUGAUUGUCAAGCUGGAGCUGUGGGAUGUUGGGGAGAGGAUGCUCUCACGCUUUGACCACAUUCUGCCCACCUGCAAACAAUCCACUGAUGGCAUACUCUUCUUCUUCUCCUAUUCUGACAGGCACAGUUGGGAAACUCUACCACAGCUGUUUACUUCAAUACUUGGAGCUCUACCAACUCCUGACACUUUCAACAUGGUGAUAGGAACACAUGCUGACUGUUCUAAUCGAGAGGUGAGUGAGAGAGAGUUGGAGAGGUUCCAGCGGCAGCACAAGAUCAUAGCCCUCCCUACUUCCAACGUGAACACUAAGCGACAUGCAGCAGACCCCAGUGUACCUGAUGGGAGGGCAGCCAUUGAGGAUAUCACUGUGCUCAUGAAUGACAUUGUAGAGGUGCUGUUGGCCUAUGAGAAGAGAAAGGCCACACUGUCUGGCAGGGCAAAGGAGGAGGGGCUCAGAUCGUUAGACUAUAUUCUAAGCAUUCUCCCUCCAUACAGUGAACUGUCAUAGUGUUUUCGUAUUAUAGUAUCACUUUUUAUACACAUCAUUAAUUAUCAAUCCAUAUUUGAAUUCAAUUGCGACACUAUUCAUGCAGUAUAACACCUUAAUGACCUCUCAUUUCUAUAGCAGUAUUUGUUUUUGUUUUGUUCUGGGAGCCUAUUGUGCUACCCUUUCCUUGCUGGAUAAACCAUUCAUUGCAGUUUUAA